Messenger RNA from Condylostylus longicornis, 606 nucleotides. RefSeq lists its product as uncharacterized. The coding region runs from base 1 to 606 and encodes 201 amino acids. Gene Ontology annotation, cellular component: nucleolus; nuclear exosome (RNase complex); cytoplasmic exosome (RNase complex). Gene Ontology annotation, biological process: U4 snRNA 3'-end processing; rRNA catabolic process; nuclear mRNA surveillance. NCBI's taxonomy places the organism in Eukaryota, Metazoa, Arthropoda, Insecta, Diptera, Dolichopodidae. The transcript is spliced from 5 exons. The record is from RefSeq and is a predicted model, not a curated record.
AUGAGACCAGGAAAUGGUGUGCAUGCAAAAUCAGGCUUGAUAACUCAAAAAAAAACUUUGCAGUCACACGCAGUAGGGAAAAAUGUUAGCAAAUUGGAGUUUCUGUCCCCCGAAGGCUUCCGAUUGGAUGGAAGACGAUUAAACGAACUUCGUGAUUUUCGAUGUCGUAUUGGAGAUUUAAGUGCGAUGGCUGAUGGUUCUGCAGAAGUUAAAAUGGGAUGUACACAAGUGAUAGCGUAUGUCUUCGGACCGUCAGAGAGCGAUGGGGGGAGCUUUCCAGCGGCAAUCAAUGCUGCUGCAUUAGCGCUGAUUGAUGCUGGAAUACCGUUAAAAGAUUUUGUAUCUGGUUGCACUGUUGGUGUUAUUGGGGCUGGAGAGGUUCUUGUUGAUUUAAAUGAAACAGAAGCGAAUGCAGUUGGAGCAGAAUUGACGAUUGCAGUUCAUGGCAGAACGAAAGAGAUCACGUGCUUUGAAUUAGACUCUAGGAUUCCAGUUGAUGCAGUAUAUAAAAUGGAAAGUACAGGAAAAGAAGCUUGUGAAGAAAUUUCAACAAUUAUGCGAAAUGCUGUUAUUGAUAGAUUCACACAUUUGGCAGCUAAGACAUGA